UUCAUUUUUCAGACGUUUCAGAAGAACACUGUGAAACAAGCCGCUUGAAUAAAAUUCAACGCUUGGUUGAUAAAUUGGUUGCUGCUUCUCAAGCAGUUUACGAGCCAGGUCCUCAUAUCAUUUUAGAUGAGAGUAUGAUCCCUUAAAGAGAUAUGCUAAAAUUUCGCCAGUACUUAACAGGAAAAGCUCAUAAGUAUGGGAUAAAGUUGUACAAGCUAUGCACUCCAGAGGCGUACACGUUGAAUGUCAUUGUUCAUUCGGGAAAUACUGCACCGAGAUAUGGCCUUAGUUCAACCGAGUCGUUGAUCGUGGCAAUAUGUGAACAAAUUCUCAACAAAGGAAGUACCUUCUAUGCUGAUAAUUAUUAUUCAUCUGUUCCACUGGCUGAAUGGUUAUUGAAAAAGAAGACGUACUUCUGUGGAACAAUAAAAAACAGAAAACAUUUGGCAAACGAAGUAACAAGAGCUAAACUGAAGGAAGGAGAGAUGAAAGCGGCAGAAAACAAUAACGGAGUAAAAUUAUACAAUUGGAGGGAUAAAAGAAACGUUGUCACUAUUUCAACAGUUCCAGAGCAUGGACAAGAGCUUAUCGCAACUGUAAAAAGAAACCGGAAUGGCGAUGCCGUUUUUAAACCUCCAAGUGUUUUAGCAUAUAAAAAGGCUAAGAAAGGUGUGGACGUGUCAGACCACAUUAGCUCAUAUUACACUGUUCUUAUAAAGUCGAAGAAGUGGUACCGCAAAAUAGCAUUUGAACUGAUUGGCUGCACAGCAGUUGUAAAUGCCCACGUGCUCUACAAGAAAUAUUGUGAUGGAAGCAAGAUGAGUCUACGAAAAUUUACAGAAUCUAUAAUUCUUUCCAUUUCAAGUGGAAAGCCCACUGAAGAAGUAAGAUGCGGAAAACGCAAUGCCAAUAUAAACGUAUCUCUAUCUGAAAAUCAUAUGCUGGCUGAAGCUGAGGGACCCAAACAAAAAUCACGCAAGCGAUGCAGAGGAUGCUACGAAAAGAUAUCAAACAAUGAAGGAUUUAAAGUGGCUGCCAAUAAAGCUCGAAGGGUUAGCACUUAUUGUACUGUUUGUGACGGUAACCCAUUUUUUUGCUUGCCAUGUUUCAAUGAAAAACAUUCAGCCUAGGUAGUUUUGAACUCGGUAUAGGAAUUAGCGAUGUUGACUGCUGUUAGAAUUAUUAGUUACUUAUCGUUUGUUCA
Hyalella azteca is the source of this 1204-nucleotide messenger RNA. RefSeq lists its product as uncharacterized. Lineage: Eukaryota; Metazoa; Arthropoda; Malacostraca; Amphipoda; Hyalellidae. The record is from RefSeq and is a predicted model, not a curated record. The coding region runs from base 153 to 1130 and encodes 325 amino acids. The transcript has a single exon.